ACCACAGAGGAAGGACGUUGAUGUUUAGUUUCAAAGGACUUCAACCAACAUGUUGCUGACAGAUUUUCAACAUCUGUUCGUCUGUUUCAUCGUCUACAUUUCAGGUGUUAAUGGAGGAGAAACCAGGAUCUGUGCUUUCAAAGGUUCAUCAGUGGAUCUGCACUGCUCACAUCAACAUCUGACUCCAAGCAGAAAAUGGUUCACUAUAGACUGGGAUGGUUACAAGUAUGUUCAGAAUGAGCUCUCUGUGGAUGGACAACGUGUAACGUACAACAUGUCUGAAGAGAAAAACCAAACUUUAACCAUCAAUGAUCUAAGAGAGAGUGAUGCAAACACUUACUGCUGUAUGAAGACUACAGACAGUCCAGGACACUGCUGGCUCAACAGAAUUAGUCUUCAAGUUGUUGCAGAGCUGCAGGUAAAGGUGAUUCCUGCCACAGAGGGACAGACAGUAACACUGAUGUGCAGCAGCAGCUGUCCUCUGACUGAAAAGCCUGCAGCCUACAUCUGGUACAAGAACAGAGAGUUUCUCUAUGAGGACUGGUCUCCCUGGUACCAAGAGCUGCUCAGCAGUGAGGAAGCAGUCACAUACUCCUGUGCUGUCAAAGGCUACGAGCAUCUCAGAGCCCCUGAAGUCUCUGUGGAUUCUAUCACACAGACAUGCUUCAGUGUGACUUAUGGAAACAUGUCUUUCCACAAUGGGACAUCAGUGGAUGAGCGGUGCUUCAUCACAUAUCCCAGAGAGGUUCGUGUUCAAAGAACUUCUUCCAUCUCAGAGUUUGUCACACUGACCUGUAACACCAGCUGUAACCUGACUGGUGAUCAAACUGUCUACAUGUGGUAUCACAACAAAAGAAACUAUGUUGAGAAUCAACAUUAUUCAGUUCAUAACUCUUCAACAGGCACAUUCUCUUGUGCAGUGAAAGACCACAAAAGUCUUCAAUCCAAGGAAGUUUGUGUUCAGGAUAAAAACUGCUGGAGAGUGAAUUAUGUCAGCAGGAGAAUCUGUGCUCUGGAAGGAUCUUCAGUGAACAUCACAAGUGAAUACUCACAUCCUGAUUACAUGAAGCCAGAGUUUAAAUGUUGGAGUAAAAAAUGGAGAAAAGAUGAAGUGGAAGUUGAAGAGCUGAUUGAGGCUGCAGGUCGUGUGGAGUAUCAGGACAACAUGAAGAACCAACACAUCCUGACCAUCAACAACCUGAAGAAGAAUGACUCAGGAGGAUACACAUUCAGAUUCCAGAAAGAUCAUGAAGGAUGGACACAGUCUGAUCUGCCUGGAGUCUUUUUGAUUGUCACAGAGCUGAGAGUGAAGAUGAGUCCUUCUGCAGUGGUGACAGAGGGUCAGAGAGUCACACUGACCUGCAGUACCAGCUGUCCUCUGACUGACAACACAAACUACAUUUGGUACUUGAACAGUCGACCUCUGACCCCGAGAGAGAACCAGAACAAACAUCUGAUCCUAGACCCAGUCAGCAGGGAGAAUGCAGGAAGCUACUCCUGUGCUGUGAAAACCAACAAAGAUAUCAGCUCUGCUCCAAAGACUCUCACUGUCCAAAGUAUCACAGGAACAUGGACACCAGCAGCUGCAGGAGUUUCUGCUGCUCUGCUCCUUUUAAUACCUCUCUCUGUCUUCUGGUGUGUUAGAAAAAAGAGGAUUUCUAACCAGCCUUCAAGAACUGAAACAUUCGGCAACAAACAGCAGAUUUUUCCUAAUUUCAUACAUGAAAACGUUCCAGCUGAAUCGGAGGAGCAGGAUGGUCAUCACUAUGUCAGGCUGCAUUUCAGUUUGAAAAACAACACUGACCUCUACUCAACCAUCGAGUUAUCGCCUGCUAAAAUGACAACAACUUCCAGUCACUUUCCAAGAAGUGAAACAUCAGACAAUGAAGAGCAGGUAACGCCUGAUUCCAUAUAUGAAAACCUCCCAGCUCAUUAUAGCGGACUGCAACUACCUAUGACCCACACAAGUGCUUUCUACUCCAGUAUGGACCCACUACCUGCUCACUAAAGUAACUUUGUUACCAUAGUGAUUUAAAGGGCCUUUUUCUCUGAUAGGUUUAGCAACUGAACUAAUUUCAGUAUCACAGCAGGGACACCACAUCUGGUGGAUCUGCCAGUGGUUUUCAUACAUAAAUUACAGAAGAAAUAAAUCUUGAACUUUUCAGUUAUAAAAUGUAUGUUAUUAAAACAUAUGUCACAACUGAAAGAUGACAAAAAACAGCAACUUGUGUUUGAGUGCAGCUGAGUGACUUUUUUAAUGCACCAUGAAAUGUCCAAAAACCACUUGAUGUCUCUAUAUUAACUUUUG
Messenger RNA from Oreochromis aureus, 2308 nucleotides. RefSeq lists its product as uncharacterized. The record is from RefSeq and is a predicted model, not a curated record. NCBI's taxonomy places the organism in Eukaryota, Metazoa, Chordata, Actinopteri, Cichliformes, Cichlidae. The transcript is spliced from 12 exons. Bases 50 to 2008 code for a protein of 652 amino acids.